Molecule: messenger RNA, 3092 nt
Organism: Diospyros lotus (date-plum)
Lineage: Eukaryota; Viridiplantae; Streptophyta; Magnoliopsida; Ericales; Ebenaceae
Product: cleavage and polyadenylation specificity factor subunit 3-II
Exons: 18
Biological process (GO): snRNA processing
Cellular component (GO): nucleus
Source: RefSeq, a predicted model, not a curated record
AUUUUAUGCCUCCGAAAUCAAAUGAAAGCGCGCGAACUAAACUAACAAUUGCAGAGCAGAUCUCUGCUAGGGUUUCGGAGGAGCGAUCUCAAUGGCCAUCGAAUGCCUCGUUCUUGGUGCAGGGCAGGAAGUGGGCAAGAGCUGCGUGGUGGUUUCGAUCAAUGGCAAGAGGAUAAUGUUCGAUUGCGGCAUGCACAUGGGCUAUCUCGACCGCCGCCGCUACCCCGAUUUCUCCCGCAUCUCCAACUCCGGCAACUUCGACGGCUCUCUAUCCUGCAUCAUCAUAACCCAUUUCCACUUGGAUCAUAUUGGAGCUCUUCCUUACUUUACUGAAGUUUGUGGUUACCGAGGACCCAUUUACAUGACGUACCCAACAAAAGCUUUGGCUCCAUUGAUGCUGGAGGAUUAUCGGAGAGUGAUGGUUGAUAGAAGGGGAGAAGAAGAACAGUUCACAUCUAAGAAUAUUGUGGAAUGCAUGAAAAAAGUUACUGCUGUGGAUCUGAAGCAGACUGUGCAGGUUGAUAAUGACCUUCAGAUCCGUGCCUAUUAUGCUGGACAUGUCCUUGGAGCUGCAAUGUUUUAUGCCAAAGUGGGAGAUACUGCGAUAGUGUACACAGGGGAUUAUAAUAUGACCCCUGAUAGACAUCUCGGAGCUGCUCAAAUUGACAGACUACAGUUGGACCUCCUUAUAACAGAGUCGACAUAUGCAACAACUGUUCGUGAUUCAAAAUAUGCUCGAGAGAGGGAAUUUCUUAAAGCUGUUCAUAAAUGCGUUGCUGGUGGAGGAAAGGUGCUCAUUCCUACAUUUGCUCUUGGAAGAGCUCAGGAACUCUGCAUAUUGUUAGAUGAUUACUGGGAGCGCAUGGAUCUUAAGGUUCCUAUCUACUUUUCAGCAGGUUUGACCAUUCAAGCUAAUAUGUAUUAUAAGAUGCUCAUCAGCUGGACUAGCCAAAAGGUGAAAGAUACAUUCGCUGCUCGCAAUGCAUUUGAUUUCAAAAAUGUUUGCAAUUUUGAUCGCUCCUUGAUAAAUGCUCCUGGACCUUGUGUUCUCUUUGCUACACCUGGAAUGAUUAGCGGUGGUUUUUCACUUGAGGUCUUCAAGCAGUGGGCUCCCUAUGAAGAAAAUCUUGUCACACUGCCAGGGUACUGUGUGGCUGGAACCAUAGGGCACAGAUUGAUGUCGGGUAAACCCACCAAAAUUGACUUGGAUGAGAACACCAAAAUUGAUGUCAGAUGCCAGAUUCAUCAGUUGUCUUUUAGUCCUCAUACAGAUGCUAAAGGAAUUAUGGAUCUUGUUAAGUUCCUCUCACCCAAACAUGUGAUUCUUGUACAUGGUGAAAAGCCUAAAAUGGCUUUACUUAAAGGAAGAAUUCAAUCUGAACUAGGGAUUCAGUGUUAUGAUCCUGCAAACAAUGACACAGUCUGCAUUCCUUCAAUACACUAUAUAAAGGCAGAUGCCUCCAAUGCAUUUGUCCGAAGUUCCUGCAGUCCAAACUUCAAGUUCGUAAAUAUGCAUGGAGGAAAUUACAAUUUAGGUGCUGAAGACACAAGAUCUGCAUCUAUGCUGCAGGUUUCUGAUGAGAGAGUAGCAGAAGGGAUCAUAAUAAUUGAGAAAAGCCAGAAGGCUAGAGUUGUGCACCAGGAUGAGCUUCCAGAAAUAUUAGGAGGGAAGAAACAUGUUAUUCAAUUUGCUUACUGUUGCCCAGUAAAGAUCACAAGCUCGGAACCUGCAUCAAGAAAAAGUUUGCUUCUUCCCAACUGUCACCUUUGGCUUCAAUUAUUAGAGAGAGAGAGAGAGAGAGAGAGAAUUGAAAUGGUUUCGGAAGGAUUCCUUGUUUCUGCGUUGAAGAGAGAGGUUUUGAGUUUUUCUGUGUAGAAUUUCAAUUUUCCGAUGGCGGAGACCACGGAAACUGCGGCCGCGCCGCUGCUAAGGCGGAGGGAGGAGGGAGAGGGGAGGACAGCGUCGCUGGCGGUGUUGCUAGGGCGGGCGACGGGGCGGAGGGGGCCGUCGAUGCUGGUGCGGGAGACGGCGGCGCGGCAGCUGGAGGAGCGGCGGGCGGACUGGGGGUACUCGAAGCCGGUGGUGGCGCUGGACAUGGCGUGGAACAUGGCGUUCGUGGUGGUAUCGGUGGUCAUGCUGUCUUGCACGACGGCAGAGCAGCCGAACGUGCCAGUUAGGGUUUGGAUCUGCGGGUACGCGCUGCAAUGUGCGGUGCAUGUGGUUCUGGUGUGGUUGGAGUACCGGAGAAGGAACCGGAGGAGGUCCCGGGAUGUGGAGGCCGCCAGGCCUGAGUCCAACUCGGAUGCUAUUGAUACUGACGACGAGAAUGCUGAAGGGGCUUCGGGUGUUAGCAAUGGAUCAAGUGUAACUAAAAGAUGCGAGUCUGUGAAUACAAUGGUUUCAUUUCUUUGGUGGAUUCUUGGCUUUUAUUGGGUAGUUUCUGGUGGCGACACUCUUCUGCAUAAGGCUCCACACCUCUACUGGUUGGCUGUGGUAUUUCUGGCAUUCGAUGUGUUCUUUGCCCUCUUUUGCGUUGUUUUAGCUUGUUUGAUAGGGAUAGCUCUCUGUUGCUGCUUGCCCUGCAUUAUUGCAAUUCUUUAUGCUGUUGCAGGCCAGGAGGGUGCAUCAGAUGCAGAUCUCAGUCUGCUUUCAAGGUACAGAUUUCAAAGUUCCAACAAUGAGGUUGGAGCAGGUAGAAUGGUUCCUGUUGAAACAAAUAGUGGACACUUGGCUAAUGAACGAACUCUUUUACCUGAGGAUGCGGAAUGUUGUAUAUGUCUCAGCCCGUAUGACAACGGAGCAGAAGUUCACGCUCUUCCCUGCAGCCACCAUUUCCAUUCUCCCUGCAUUGUGAAAUGGCUAAAAAUGAAUGCAACUUGCCCCCUCUGCAAAUACAACAUACUCAAGGGAGGUGAACAACUCUGAGCAAAGUAAAGCCGACAAAUCUGCAUAUCGCCGGUUCAGGUUUCUGCUUUUACCUGUUGUCUAUGGAUGUACAGGAGAACGGAAUGCUAAAACCUCAUGUUUCCAGUUGUAAUAAUCAUAAACAAAUUUGUAGCAUUUUCCGUAAUCAAGCUUCAAAUUGGGUGUC